CGGAGCCCCGCCGCGGGGGCCGGGCGCCGGCUGAUCGGGGCGGUGCGGGGCUGGGAGGGUGCCGCGGCGGCGGGAGGCGGCGGCCCGCAGGAUGGGCGGCAGAGCCGGCUUCUUCGAGGUGGAAAUCCUUGACUGGAAGACAAAGGAACAGCUAUGCUUCCUAGAUAAGGUGGAACCAAAUGCUACAAUUAGGGAGAUAAGAUUGAUGUUCCAUAAAUUAUAUCCUCGGUGGUAUCCAGCAAGACAGUCGAUAAAACUUGAUCCAAAAGGAAAGUCCCUGAGGGAUGAGGAAAUCCUGCAGCACCUCCCUGUUGGCACAACUGCUACCUUAUACUUUAAAGAUUUAGGGCCACAGAUAGGAUGGACUACGGUAUUUUUGAUAGAAUAUACAGGUCCAUUGUUCAUCUAUUUUCUGUUUUAUUUCCGCAUGCCUUUUGUGUAUGGACUGGAUGAGAGGUUUACAUCAAGCCCACAUCCAGUAGUUAACUUGGCAUGUAUCUGCCAUUCUUUCCACUACAUCAAAAGGUUGAUUGAAACAAUAUUUGUUCAUCGGUUCUCCCAUGGGACUAUGCCACUGAGGAAUAUUGUGAAGAACUGCUUGUAUUACUGGGGAUUUGCAGCUUGGCUUGCUUAUUACAUCAAUCAUCCUCUUUACACUCCUCCUUCUUAUGGGAAAAAGCAGAUUAAUUGUGCUGUGAUCAUGUUUCUGCUGUGUGAAGCUGGAAAUUUUUCCAUUCAUGUUGCACUUAGUGACCUCCGGAGAGAUGGAUCCAAAACCCGUAAGAUCCCAUAUCCAACAAAGAAUCCUUUCACAUGGCUGUUUUUCUUUGUGUCUUGCCCUAACUAUACCUAUGAGGUGGGGACAUGGAUCAGUUUCACUGUCAUGACUCAGUGUGUUCCAGUGGGUCUGUUCACCUUGCUUUGCUUCAUUCAGAUGACAAUCUGGGCAAAAGAUAAACACUACACCUACCUACGAGAAUUCAAGGAUUAUCCAAGUCUUAGAAUGCCAAUUAUUCCCUUUUUGUUGUAAAAAAAAAAAGGUUGACUUCAAUAUUGCAUGGAACUUCAAGAAGAAAAAGCUGACGGAUCUUUUUAUUCAUAAACCUCCUGCCAAAAAAUAAGUGAAUGAAUUUAAAUAAUUCUGUUGUAUGUUAAAGCUCCACUGCUGAGGGAAAUCGUGUACAUUUGAAAACUAUACUUUCUUACGUUCAAGAAUUCCUCAACUCAGAUGCACCUUCAAAAAGGAAGGCUUCAUUGCACAUUUGGUAGCCAAAAGCUCCUGCAAAAGUUCACUGCAACCCGAUUGACUUACAUUUUCCUGUACUAGUCUAUUUAGACUGAUGACUCUGAGAUACUGAGAAGCCUGUGCUGAAACGUAGCUCCAAAUUUAGCAGUGGCACUCUACAAGACUGUGACAUAAGUACAUUGGAACGAGGACAUACCAGCCAACUACUAGAGAGCUCAGCUCAGACAGCAUGGCCAGCUGGCCUGAAGACCGUUGCAUGUUCUGCCUUCUUUGACUUGAAAAAGAGAGUGUGCUGCCUGGGGACAGGUGCUUUGUGACAAACAACAUUACCAAAGAAUAUGAAUGGUUCCUGGAAUAAAGAAAUAGGCAAUAUCUCAAAUACCUGUUUUGGGUCUAACCUAUAAUUUAAAUUUGUAGAUGUAACAUCUUGUGUUGAUUUUUGGGGGGGAAGCUUGUUUUCUGUUUGUUUUGGUUUUAGUACUCUUCAUUAGUAAAUUGCAUACUAGUAAAUAAGAUUCCUAAGAUCUGAUCUAUGCUGUCUGUGAUAUUUGGCCUGUUUUCAUAUAACAAGUACUUAUGUUACAAAAGGACCUUUUACCUUGUAUUAUUUGUCAGUAUUCUCUGAAUAAUUUUUAAUGUACUUUGUAAAUACAAAAAGUGGCUGCUAGUGGUUGCUAGCUCCCUUCCUAUUUUCAGAGCCAGGGAUAAAAAAAUCAGCUACAUUUUGAACUUCCUGUGUUUUCUUUCUCACAAGAUGUUCAGUGGGAUUUAGUUCGGUUUUGUGCAAAUCUAGUAAAAAAAAA
Messenger RNA from Oxyura jamaicensis (ruddy duck), 2049 nucleotides. RefSeq names its product trans-2,3-enoyl-CoA reductase (gene TECR). Gene Ontology annotation, biological process: very long-chain fatty acid biosynthetic process. Lineage: Eukaryota; Metazoa; Chordata; Aves; Anseriformes; Anatidae. Bases 92 to 1030 code for a protein of 312 amino acids. The transcript is spliced from 13 exons. The record is from RefSeq and is a predicted model, not a curated record. Gene Ontology annotation, molecular function: oxidoreductase activity, acting on the CH-CH group of donors.